AUGGGUCAUCUCGCUCGCCUCGCUACAGCCGUAGCCGUCCUCUUCGCUGUUCCUAGUCUCGCGGCCCCGGUCGCCGCGUCCGCGAAGUACUGCGACGGGCCCACCGGCGUCUGCUACUCCGAGAUCUCGGUCGGCGUGGCGCCAAUCACCUGGCGCAUCGCGAUCCCCAGCGUCGCCGAGGGCCCCUUCGACAUCCUGCUCCAGAUCGUCGCGCCGAAAUCCGUCGGCUGGGCCGGCAUCGCCUGGGGCGGCGGCAUGCUGUAUAACCCCAUCUCGCUCGGCUGGGCGAACGGGAACAGCACGGUGCCGGGGGCGCGCUUCGCGAGCGCCCACGUCCAGCCCGAGGUCUACGAGUCCGCGGAGCACACCGUGCUCAAAGGAUCCGGCACGAACGCGACGCACUGGACGCUGACGACGCUGUGCAAGGGGUGCAGCACGUGGACGCACAACGGCGGCGCGAAGGAGGCCCUCGACCCCGGCGCGACGGCCGCCAGCUUCGCGUUCGCGGCGUCCGCGGCGCCGCCCAUCGACGUCACGGACCCCGCGUCGCCCAUCGGCAUCCACUCCGAGCACGGCAUCUUCACCCUCGACCUGGCCGCCGCGAAGUCCGAGCAGUUCGACGCUUGGGUGGCGCAGCUGAAGUGAGUCGA
This is a messenger RNA of Hypoxylon fragiforme, 650 nucleotides long. Its product is annotated as iron reductase domain protein. The transcript is spliced from 2 exons. The coding region runs from base 1 to 645 and encodes 214 amino acids. The record is from RefSeq and is a predicted model, not a curated record. NCBI's taxonomy places the organism in Eukaryota, Fungi, Ascomycota, Sordariomycetes, Xylariales, Hypoxylaceae.